GGCCCACGUCACAGUGACAGAGGUCUUCGAACUCUUGGUACACCAUCGUCUACUCUACUGUUCUUGGCGGUGCUACUGUAUAUGUAUAUAAGUAGUCCCUUCCGUCAUCAACAUUAAGAAAAUAGGAGCAGCUUCACCUCGGAAGCUCAGACUCAGUAGGAUGCAACAAGAACAUGCCCAACCUUCAGUAACUCUCUCUCUCUCUCUCUCUCUCUCUCUCUGUGAUCGUACGAAACAUUUGUGCUGCUGUGUGACUGCAUUUUGGCAGAUGGUUGGUGCGAAGGGGUGUGAGAGAUGCAGGGACUGGCAGGAGCACUACUACUGGGAGCAUAUGGAUGCGAGCAAGAUCCGCUUCUUCAGGUGCAUGACAGGAGACUUUGCUCAUCGCAUUAGCGUGCCAGAGAAGUUCGCAAAGAACUUCAAGGGGCAGAUCACCGAAGAGUUUCACCUGAAAUCACCUAGCAGCGCUGAGACAUGGCACGUCGGUGUAGAGAAGCAUGGCGACAAACUAUUCCUCGUGUCAGGGUGGGAGAAUUUCGCCAAGGCUCAUGAGCUGGAGGAGAACGAUCUCCUGCUCUUCGCUUGCUCUGGAAACUCUUCCUUUGAGGUCCUAGUCUUCGGAGCAAGUGGCUGUGAGAAAGUGUCAUCCCUGUUUGGCAGUGGACUUGGUCCGGACAUGGGCAAACAAUUCAAUGAUGUGGUGCGUCGACAUGGUGUGCAUCACUCUGUGACUGUGAGUGAUUCUGAGGAUACCGUUGCGCCGUCCCAGCUGGUUCGAUCCCCUCGUAACGCCUUGCCUUUGAAGGAACCCAGUGGGAAGGCUAGACCAAGUAAAUAUGAAUCACCAAACUCCAGCAACUUCAUCGUCAGGCAUGUGGCAACUGGCAAAGAGGGCACUGAUGAUGAGUAUGCUAACUCAAACUACUACUAUUCGUUGUCUGCCAAUCGACUAGGAGACGAGGAAAAGGAAGAAAUAAUAGGUUUGGCUCCCAUCCGACCGAACAAUCCUGUAUUUGUGACCCUUCUGAGGAAAAACCAUGUUCAGCGCAGAAACAACUGUCUGAUCAUCCCAAGCAAGUUUGCUGCUGAUCAUCUUGGGGAAAGAGCGCACAACAUCAUACUUCGUAGGCCGAACAGGAAGGAGAAAUGGCAUGUCAGCUACUAUCACUCACGCCACACCCGGUGUUUCCAGAACUUAGCGCUGUUCAAGUUCACGCGCGAGAACAAGCUUCACGAGGGCGACAUCUGCGUCUUCGAACUGAUGAAAGGCGAGAGGAGAGUGACGAUGACCGUCCAUGUCGUCAGAAAGGCCAAUGGCCGGUUCAUUCUGGUAGUCUGAUCUGACGCAGUGCACCUGUACUGUUGUAGUUUAUGCAGUGUGUAGUGUGUAGGGGUACUAUGCAGGGGUAGCAUUGCAAACUGGAAGUGCCUAGUGAUGCUUGCAAGGAAUGCAACUGCGGUUUUGUGUCAUGUAAGGUAGCUUCCUGAUCAGCAGCAUGGCAAGUAGAACAAGGUGUGGCUUGUGUGUAAUAUAGAAGUUUCUAGGAAAAUGUUACACUGGCUUAUGCUUUUGUGCCUGCUUCAGAUCUCCCAUCUGGUACAGCAGUGCUUUUGAACUUCAGAAGUAUUAUUUCAAGGAGGAAAAAGGGAUUGUUGGUUGGUCUACCUGAGUUGGAUAUUAAAUAAAUUAAAUGUAAUUAA
Molecule: messenger RNA, 1701 nt
Organism: Zea mays
Lineage: Eukaryota; Viridiplantae; Streptophyta; Magnoliopsida; Poales; Poaceae
Product: B3 domain-containing protein
Exons: 4
Coding region: 161-1339 (392 amino acids)
Molecular function (GO): DNA binding
Source: RefSeq, a predicted model, not a curated record